Molecule: messenger RNA, 2752 nt
Organism: Sorghum bicolor (sorghum)
Lineage: Eukaryota; Viridiplantae; Streptophyta; Magnoliopsida; Poales; Poaceae
Exons: 2
Coding region: 438-2402 (654 amino acids)
Source: RefSeq, a predicted model, not a curated record
CCCUCCGGCUGCCCUCCCCACCCCCACCCCUCGCCUCGCGUGCUCGAUUUUUCCCCCACUGCCGCCCCGCGCACACCAACACCGUCCACCAGACACGCCGCCCGCCGCCGCCCCCCAUCCCUGUCUCCGUUCCGGCUCCCGCGCGCGCCCGCCGCAUCCGUCCGUCCGGGCUUCCUCGUCUCCGCCGCUUCCGCUGCCGCAGGUCUAUUUGCCCUUUCAGAAACUGAAGCUCAGCUCAAAACCUCACCGUUUCCCUCUCAUUCUUGAAAGUGGCGAAAAAUGGAUCGUGAUGAUGUGGCUGGCUUUGUUAGUGGAGGUUGCAAACAUUCCUGCCGAGACUUCUAACCCAGUACAGUAGAUGACAGUAGAGUUUUGAUUUCCGGCAGUCAGGCAGCGGGUUCUUUUCUUUUCAUCUUUGGUUAUGUUUCUUGAUUGGAAUGGACAGGGCCUCCCUAAACCUUGGAUCUGGUGGUAACAUUAACUCCUUGAACGAUCCUUGUCACUGGAGCACAGUUCAGCAAGCAGUUGAGUACAAAGGUACUGCCAUUGGCACACUAGUGUAUUCCAACUUCUCUAGGGACAAUCUGAGAGCACUGAAAAGGAAGUGGGUUGAUAUGGCUGGAGUGGAAGGUCCUGAAAAUCCACUGCUCACCCUUGGUCUGGGCCGUUCACCAAGUUCCUCCGAAAAUAGCAAGGUUAGCUCCCCCACAGCUUGUAUGAUGUCUCCAUCUUCAGUGAAAGAGACUGAUGAGGAGUCAUCGAUGGAUCUUGGUCUCAACUUUGAUCUUUGUCUUGGUCAUGAUACUGCACAUCAUCACAAGAAGCCAUGUGCUGAGCAUGUGCCAUCAGCAGGUGCUCCGAAAUUGGAUCUUCAGUUGAGUUUGUCCACUUGUAUUCCUGAAUCAGCUGUGACCAAUGCAAGUACUGCAUCAAUAAAUGUUAAUGAUGGCUUAGAGACAGUGGUGCCUAAUUUGGUGACAGAUGCUAUUGGGGAAAAACUAGAGCCCUCCUCUAGUUGGAUUUUCAGGCAUUACAUGGCUUCAUCAUCAUAUGCUUCUGAAGCAACCUACAACUUUUCAUUGCCAAAGAUACCCGAAAAGGUUGAUGAUGCUGUGCCUUCUCCAGAUGUCUCAUCAGCCAUUACAGUGAGUGUGAAAAGCCCGGCUGCCUGUACUUCUGGGGCAACUAACUCCCAGAAACGGAGCAUUAACACUAAAUGCUGCCAGUUCCCAGGAUGUGAGAAAGGAGCAAGAGGAGCCUCUGGUUAUUGUAUUUCCCAUGGAGGUGGUAGGCGAUGCCAGAAACCUGGUUGCCAGAAGGGAGCUGAGGGAAGGACCAUCUACUGCAAAGCCCAUGGUGGUGGUAGGCGAUGCCAGUAUCUUGGCUGUACGAAGAGUGCUGAAGGCCGCACUGACCACUGCAUAGCCCAUGGUGGCGGUCGCCGUUGUAGUCAGGAAGGCUGUUCACGCGCCGCACGUGGAAAGUCUGGCCUGUGCAUCAAGCAUGGAGGCGGCAAGAGGUGCCAGAGGGAGAACUGCAAAAGAAGUGCAGAAGGAUAUUCUGGCCUCUGCAUCUCUCAUGGUGGUGGAAGGCGCUGUCAGUUUCCGGAUUGUACAAAGGGUGCCCAGGGAAGCACAAAGUUCUGCAAGGCACAUGGUGGGGGAAAGCGCUGCACGUUCCCUGGCUGUACCAAAGGAGCUGAAGGUAGCACUUCUCUCUGCAAGGGGCACGGUGGAGGUAAGCGCUGCGCCUACCAGGGUGGCGGUGUGUGCCCAAAGAGUGUCCAUGGUGGGACGCAGUACUGUGUUGCUCACGGUGGUGGGAAGAGGUGCUUAGUCUCAGGCUGUACCAAGAGUGCCAGAGGGAGGACAGAAUACUGUGUCCGCCACGGCGGUGGCAAGAGGUGCAAGUUUGAGGGCUGUGCCAAGAGUGCGCAGGGGAGCACUGAUUUCUGCAAGGCCCAUGGUGGAGGCAAACGCUGCUCAUGGGGCCAGGAGGGCUCAAGCUUUGGGGUCGGUGGGCCGCCGUGUGACAAGUUUGCUCGUAGCAAGAUUGGUCUUUGUGCAGGUCACAGCGCUUUGGUUGAGGAUCACUGCGUCCACGGUGGUGGCUCGUUAGGUCCUGCGAUCAGACAGUUGACAGCUGAUUGCAACCCUGAUGAGAUUCAAGCCGCUGCAAUGAAGGAUGAUGCUGAUAUGGCGAAUGGAGAAGACGAAGCUUUCCUGGGAUGGAACGAUGAUGAUGACAACGUCGAGGCGCAGCCCAGCGCACCUCCGCUCCCAGAGGGCAGGGUCCAUGGCAGUGGGCUGCUAGCUCUGCUCUCGGGUAGAGGCCAUGUUAGUGCCGCCAGCUGCUCUGACAAUGGCGCCUCGACUUCGUCUGCCAUGCGCACCUGGAUGUGAAUGUGAGGGGAAGCAAUUUUCGUGGAGGAUCGGUCCAUCGGUUUCCUGGGUUGGAGGUGUGAGUAGUGUCGUGUUUGUCUCAGGGAUCGCCAAAACUGUCGCUGCCGCAACGCUUGGAUCCCGCAUAAACAGCUGCCCCAUGUAGCAGAAAUAAAGAGGGUGGCCAGGUCAUAGUGUGAAGUCUAUCCAGUUAUUGUUGUAAUUAGUACUGAUUAGUGCCGUUGUGGUGGUGUCUCUGUGUAGCGUGGCGUCCAGAUUCUGUAUUGCCCGUGAUUGACUGCUCUAUUAGCAGACAGAAAUCUCAAGUUUGUUUGGUCUUUCCAUUGUGAAGUACUAGUAUCCUUGUGGUA